Messenger RNA from Morus notabilis, 2532 nucleotides. Its product is annotated as phosphatidylinositol 4-kinase gamma 8. The coding region runs from base 545 to 2236 and encodes 563 amino acids. The transcript has 3 exons. The record is from RefSeq and is a predicted model, not a curated record. NCBI's taxonomy places the organism in Eukaryota, Viridiplantae, Streptophyta, Magnoliopsida, Rosales, Moraceae.
AUAACCGGAGACCUGGCCCAAUAAAAGAAAAGAAACUGUUGCGCUUUCGCAGCAAAAAUAGGAGUCAAAAUGGGAAGGAUCGGGGACCUUGGAGUGGAUCCAACCAACGGCCAUCAACUACCAUCCUUUUUUCUGAAUUUUACCGAGAAAGGGAAAGAAAAAAGGUGGGAAAGUGAAAGGAGAAAGGAGGGUUUGUUCAGUUUGCGGGGGUGUGGAAGAAACCUUUGAGAGGAAUAACACGAUUUUGGUUGACGCCAACUGUUCUUUCUCUCUCUAUCUCUUUCUCCCUCCCUUUUUGCUGUUCGUCUCCCUGAAUUCCUUUCCCAGUUUUUAGGGCUAUGAUGGAUUGAAGCAAAAGGGGUAGAAGUUUGCCAAUAUAUUUGGAGGUCGGUCGCCAAUCAAAGAAAUGAGUACAGGAUUUGAUUUUUGCCCUCUCUGUAACAACAAUAUUCGAUAUAUGAUGCCUAAUAUCCCAGGGAAGAGUAAUCCUCAGGUAAUUCGCUGAGAAAAACUGCUUUUGGCAUGCACUGUCAAAGCCAACUGCAUGAGAAAUUAUAAAAUGGCUGUGGCAGUUGAUCAACAUCAUGAAUUCAAGCUUUACAAACGAUUCCAGAGAUGCAGACUCCUGUCUUACUCUCACCUUGACCACAACAUCCUUGAACUUGGCCACACUAAAUUUUCCCACUCAUUGAAACACGCAUGUGAAGUUGCUAAUUUUCAUCGAAGUUUGUCCACUCCAUGCCUAUCCCUAACCACUACACUUGAGGACGAAUUUGAGACCAACCCAAGAAUUGAGAUUGUCGGUGGCUACAAGGCCCCAAGAGUACGUGCUCUUGUGGUCGAAGUUGCCAUGGCUAUUGCCUCUGGUGUUGAUCCUCUACCCGUGUCCAGUGGGCUUGGUGGUGCUUAUCUUUUACGUAGCCAAAGUGGGGACAACAUCGCUGUGACAAAGCCCAUAGAUGAAGAACCCUUAGCCGUGAACAACCCAAAAGGAUUUGGGGGUCUCAUGCUUGGCCAACCUGGUAUAAAACGCUCAGUUCGGAUAGGUGAAACUGGUAUCCGAGAGUUGGCUGCAUAUCUCCUUGACCAUGGUGGGUUUGCUGGUGUUCCUCCUUCAGCUUUGGUCAAGAUCUCUCAUGUUCCGUUUCAUCUUAAUAAUGCUGCAACAAUCUCAUCUACACCCUAUAAGAUUGCGUCUCUGCAACGUUUCAUAGACCAUGACUAUGAUGCAGGAGAAUUGGGCCCCUCAGGAUUCUCAGUUGCCUCAGUUCAUCAGAUUGGGCUUUUGGACAUCAGACUUCUAAAUCUCGAUAGGCACGCAGGGAAUAUACUAGUUAAGAAACAUGAGCGCAACGGCUAUGCUGUUGGAGCUGCAGAGUUGGUUCCUAUUGACCAUGGGCUAUGCCUACCUGAGUGGCUUGACGAUCCAUAUUUCGAGUGGCUGCACUGGCCACAGGCCUCAGUUCCAUUUUCUGAAUCUGAAGUUGCCUAUAUAUCAAAUCUUGACCCUUUUAAAGAUGCAGAGCUUCUAAGAACUGAGAUUCCAUCUUUGAGGGAGGCUUGUAUCCGUGUUCUUGUGCUAUGCACCAUAUUUUUGAAGCAAGCUGUUGCCUCUGGGCUUUGCCUUGCUGCGAUAGGUGAAAUGAUGUCUAGGGAGUUUCAUGCUGGGGAGGAGAAACCAAGUGCAUUGCAGAAUGUCUGUGCGAAAGCCAAGGCUUCUAUUCGUAGCACAUUUGAUGGCAAUGAAGACAAGAGAUUAACAGAAGAACUUGGAGUCUAUCAAAUCAACAGUGGAAGUGAAGAUACUUGCUGCAUUGAUGCUGUGGAUAUUCCUCAAGUCCCACCAGGCAAUCCACCGAUAUCUAAGCCCCAAAAGGUGCUAACAAUUUCAAAAUCUGCAGGAUCCAUCACCAGGCUGCCUGAUUCAAUGCUGUCUCCACUGUAUCAGGAAAAUAACCCCGAUAAUGAUGGUUAUAGUAUUAAGGCAAGAGAGGGCAACAAUGGUAGUGAUGAUGGCAAUAGCGAUGUUAACCAUAAGGUGUCGGGUUUGACGAGGAGUAAGAGUUCCUCAGGUCACAAUCAUAAUUAUGAAACCUGGGCCAUCUCUUUUGGAGACAUGACCGAAGAUGAAUGGGAACUGUUCUUGAAGAACUUCGAGAAGUUUUUGCCCGAGGUGCUUGAGAGGACAAAAUUCUUGAGGCAGAAGCAGAGGUUGGGAACCUCUUGCAAGUUCUGAGAGAUGUUUAUUAAGACGGAAGAAGAUUGAAAUCAAUCCAAAUAUGAAUGGUAAAGUUUGAUGUAUGUAUUGAAUGAUGUACAUUAUUUCCAAAAUGACCUUAGUGUGUAGGCUUGUAGAUAAAUGCCACAGGGCAUUGGUGGACUAGUGAUUGGUACAAUGCCAUCCUUUCCAUUCUUACCCUCUCUCUAACAAAAACUGUUGUUGCAUAAGGCUUUGCUCCCGGAAUGUCAGAAUUCUUAAUGCGGCUGUACAUAUUAUCUUCAUAGAAUUAUCUAUGUCUAUAUAUUCUCCUA